Molecule: messenger RNA, 753 nt
Organism: Scophthalmus maximus (turbot)
Lineage: Eukaryota; Metazoa; Chordata; Actinopteri; Pleuronectiformes; Scophthalmidae
Exons: 4
Coding region: 1-753 (250 amino acids)
Source: RefSeq, a predicted model, not a curated record
AUGGAUGGAUGGAUGGACGUCAUGAGGCUUGCCGUUACGCAAAACAAAACGCAUCCAAAGAUCAAAUGUGUCCGAGGGUUUGUUCCUCCCACACCGGCUUUGUUCAGCUCGACCCCUGACCCCUCCGACCCGCCUCAGCAUCAGCAGCUGACUGCCGACGAGCUACUGUACAUCCGUCACGCCGCGGGCACAAACAGCAGAGUCGAUCUGUCGAACGCUCGAUCGUGUGCGUGUGUGCGAGAGAAACACUGUGGAGUGACGAGAUCGGCUGACGGGAUCCAACACACCUUGGCUUUUGACCCAACUUGUGAAUUCGGUGCGGUCGUGUGGCGCGGCGUGUCCCACCGACGAGCAGAACCAGGACAGCCCUCAGGUACAGCUGUGGAGUCGCACCAGGAAAUAGCGGAGGCCUCGACGCUACGGUGGCCUGUUCCGGCCCAAAUUCGGGCCGUUUCCCUCCCGCACUGCACGGGAAACCUCCGGCGACCAUGGGCCGGAGAACACCCGACGUGCCCGCGGGCGGCCCCGUCGUCGCGAAACGCGUUUACUCACCCGCAAAGUGCGAUUCUCCCGUGGCGGAACGUCGAUCCGUUUCCCCCCUCAAGCCACAGCAGGAACUUACUCCACGUCACGUGCCGCGCAGGCGGGGCGCGGAUUGGCUGGGUGUCAAACUGGAGUUUGAAAGGGAAACGUAGUUUUCUGAGGCGGGCGCCAUGUUCCGUGAGUCAUGCGAGGCCGCCGGGGGGUCAGUAG